Molecule: messenger RNA, 2342 nt
Organism: Alnus glutinosa
Lineage: Eukaryota; Viridiplantae; Streptophyta; Magnoliopsida; Fagales; Betulaceae
Product: U-box domain-containing protein 33-like
Exons: 8
Coding region: 1-2316 (771 amino acids)
Biological process (GO): protein phosphorylation
Molecular function (GO): protein kinase activity; ATP binding
Source: RefSeq, a predicted model, not a curated record
AUGGGAAGCAGGCAUGAGAAUUUAGAGGAUCCGAUGGCAAUCGGGAUUGAGGAUAUGAUAUACGUUGCUGUGGGAAAAGAAGUGAAAGAGUUCAAAUCAAUCCUGUUGUGGGCUUUACAGAACUCUGGAGGAAAGCCAAUUUGCAUCCUUCACGUUCAUCAACCGGCACAGCUCAUCCCCUUUAUGGGUACAAGAGCUCCAGCAAACUCACUGAAGGAAAAGAUAGUGAGGGAGCACCGGGAAACUGAAAGGCAAAAAAUGCAUGAGAUCCUGGAUGAAUACCUUCGUUUCUGUCGCCAAACGGGGGUACGGGCACAGAAACUGGAAAUUGAAAUGGACCGUAUCGAGAAGGGAAUUUUAGAACUGAUCUCUAAGCACCAGAUCAAGAGGCGUGUUAUGGGAGCAGCAGCAGAGAAGCACCAGAUCAAGAGGCUUGUUAUGGGAGCAGCGGCAGAGAAGCACUAUAAACGAAAAAUGACAGAACUCAAGUCUAAUAAAGCUAAAUAUGUGUGCGAACAAGCACCUAUUUCCUGUCAUAUACAAUUUAUCUGCAAAGGCCACCUCAUCUUCACCAGGGAAGCAAGCACAGAGAUGAGUGGAAGGGGAGAAUCAAACCUCAUGAAAUCACGGUCUGUUACUUUGGGGUACGAAAGGAACAGCAUGAGUGAAAUCCGAGAAUCAGACUAUUUGAGAUCACAAUCAUCUGUUGCAGCGGGGCACAAUAGGGAUAGCAGUGGAAGGAGGAUGAGCAUCUUAGAUAUGAUCUCUUUACCGGCAGGCAGCGCUAACGAAGAGGCUUCAUCUCCAAAGACUAGUCCUUCGGCUUCUGAUCAUGAAUGGGAUGGCUUAAGAAGGAGUCCCUCCGGUUCGGUUUGCUCAACAAGCUCUCCCAGAAGAGUGGUUGAUGUAACUCUGACUGCAUGGAAUGAGGCGAAUGAGAAUGGGCUACCGCCGUUUAGCGUACCCUCUCCGGCGUCGGCUUAUUCAAGAAGCUCUUAUGUGGAAGUCGGAUCUCCAUUGCCGCUGCCACAGAGUCCAAGAUUGGUUUCUAGUGCAAGUACCAUCUCAACAAGCUCUUCUAAUGGAGCUCUAAGUGUUUUGGACGGAAGUUUAGAUAAUACUCUUUAUGAGCAACUUCAACAAGUGAUGGCAGAGAGCGAAAAAGAGACACUCAGGCGUCAGAGAGCAGAAAGAGAUAUGAUUGAUGCUAAACGACGGAGCCAAAAAGAGUCGAGGCAAAGAAAAGAAGUGGAGGAAGCGCUGGUGAAGGUGAAAGAAGAGGUUGAAAAAGUGAAGAGCCAGAAAGACCAAGUAAUGGAAGAACUCAGGAUUUCUCAACAAAAGGAAAUAUCAUUAAAGAAUCAAAUUGCAGAGUUACACAAAACGAUGAACGAGUUGCUGAUGGAGCGUGAUAAUGCACUGAAAGAAGCUGAAGGACUAAGAAGGAUGACUGAUCAUGAUCAGUGCUCUGAGUUCUCGCUCUCUGAGCUCGAAGAAGCGACUCAGAAGUUUGAUGAAUCCAGGAAAAUUGGACAAGGAGGAUAUGGAAACAUUUACAAAGCUCUCUUGCGUCAAAAAGAGGUUGCAAUCAAGAUGCUACAAUCUCCUGGCGCCCAUGGCACCUCACAAUUCCAAAUGGAGGUUAGUGUAUUGAGUCAGCUGAGGCAUCCCAAUCUUGUGAAACUCAUUGGAUCCUGCCCGGAGGUUUUUGCACUCAUCUACAAGUAUCUUCCCAACGGAAGCCUUGAAGAUAGACUAAGCAUGAGGGACAACACUCCUCCAUUAUCAUGGCAAACUCGAAUACGCAUCGCCACAGAAUUGUGCACUGUCCUUGUGUAUCUCCACUCCGCUAAACCUCACAGCAUAGUGCAUGGUGAUUUGAAACCCUCCAACAUCCUCCUCGAUGCCAACUUUGUUAGUAAACUAAGUGACUUUGGAAUCUGCCGUAUGUUAUUGCCAGAUGCCAGUUUUGCUUUCAUAGAUCCCGAGUUCCUUGAAACAGGAGUGCUUACUUUGAAGUCUGACGUUUACUCGUUUGGAAUCAUAUUACUACAAUUGUUGACUGGGAGACAACAUUUCUUGAUAUCAAAUGAAGUGAAAAAUGCCCUGGAUGCCGGAAAUUUGAAAACUCUCUUGGAUCCUUCGGCUGGAGAUUGGCCGAUUGCGCUUGCUCAAAACUUGGCUAAGUUGGCAUUAAGGUGUUGUGACAGGAAUAGAGAGAAUCGGCCAGACCUUGGGUCAGAUGUAUGGAAAGUACUUGAACCAAUGAGGGCCGCUUCAUGUGGAGCCUCAUUUUCAUCCGAGCUGGGAUCCUGAAGAUCAUUAAUAUUGCCAAUUAAUUA